Thermothielavioides terrestris NRRL 8126 is the source of this 825-nucleotide messenger RNA. RefSeq lists its product as uncharacterized. Lineage: Eukaryota; Fungi; Ascomycota; Sordariomycetes; Sordariales; Chaetomiaceae. The record is from RefSeq and is a predicted model, not a curated record. The annotation marks the transcript as partial. The transcript has a single exon.
CCGGGGCCACAACGCGGGCACCGGGGCCACAACGCGGGCACCGGGGGCAUGCCGUGGGCACCGGGGCCACAACGCGGGCACCAGGGCCACAACGCGAGCACCAGGGGCAUACCGUGGGCACCGGGGCCACAACGCGGGCACCGGGGCCACAACGCGGGCACCGGGGGCAUGCCGUGGGCACCGGGGCCACAACGCGGGCACCAGGGCCACAACGCGGGCACCGGGGGCAUGCCGUGGGCACCGGGGCCACAACGCGGGCACCAGGGCCACAACGCGAGCACCAGGGGCAUACCGUGGGCACCGGGGCCACAACGCGGGCACCGGGGCCACAACGCGGGCACCGGGGGCAUGCCGUGGGCACCGGGGCCACAACGCGGGCACCGGGGCCACAACGCGGGCACCGGGGGCAUGCCGUGGGCACCGGGGCCACAACGCGGGCACCAGGGCCACAACGCGAGCACCAGGGGCAUACCGUGGGCACCGGGGCCACAACGCGGGCACCGGGGGCAUGCCAUAGGCACCACAGCCACAACACGGGCACCAGGGCCACAACGCGGGCACCGGGGGCAUGCCAUAGGCACCGGGGCCACAACGCGGGCACCGGGGCCACAACGCGGGCACCGGGGGCAUGCCGUGGGCACCGGGGCCACAACGCGGGCACCAGGGCCACAACGCGAGCACCAGGGGCAUACCGUGGGCACCGGGGCCACAACGCGGGCACCGGGGGCAUGCCGUAGGCACCGGGGCCACAACGCGGGCACCGGGGGCAUACCAUGGGCACCGAGGGCAUGCCGUAGGCACCGGGGCCACAACGCAGGCACCUAG